UCUUAAAAAAUGUUGCGUUAAAAUGCGUUGUAACUUGCGUUACUGAGAUUGUAACUGGUAUAAUACCGAAAUUGAAUUAGUAAUGCGUUAUAUUACUGCGUUACAGCAAAAAGGAAUACAUUACUGUAAUUGCGUUACUUUUGUAACGCGUUACUCCCAACACUGGUAGCAUCUAAAUACAACCAGCAACUGCUACUCAGAUUUGAUCUUUUAUGGCAAUGUGUUCACGCUACAGUGCUUUACUUAGUUAAAAUACUUUUAUUUUAGGUAUAUAAUAUAUGGUCUAUUGGUGAAGUAGCAUUGAUCACUUUGAGGGGGGGGGCAUUUUGUCCCAACCAGGGAUAAAAAUAAUUCAGCAGAGGCAGGGAUAUGUAGACCAGAAAAUGGCGUGUGCAUUUCUCCAUGGAUUGAGCGUUUUGAUACUGUAACAGUAUUAUAGCACCUCGAUCUGCUUUAUAAUUAUAAAAGACAUGGAAAGGUCACUUUUUACAAUAUGGGACCUUUAAAUGGUAAAUUAUAUUUUGCUGCUUUGCAACAAAGUGAAACCAUCGUUUUUGCGGUCAGAUUUUGAGUAGUAGUAGGCCUAUUGCAGAUUUAAGCUUUGAAUGGUAGUCAUCCAAUAUGGCCGCUAGGGGCGUCCCAUCCCCAGAACCAAACCAACUUCAUGCUGCGACAGUGACCAUCAAAGAGACAACACCCGAGGAGAACAAAACCUCGGCUCGGCCUGUCUGUGUAUCACCAUAGCAGCUGACCAGGAAAAUAAUUCAGCACAAUGUAAGGUUUUAGUAUUUGCAUAAGCACGCCAUGAUCGCAUGUGAAGGAGACGACGUUGUUUGCAAUUUGGUACAAGAUGAGCAGCGGCAGCAAACGAGAGAGGGAGCAGAGGAGGAAACUGCAGCGAUUUCUAAGUGACCUGGCCUUACUUGGAUCAUUACAGGGCUUUAAAUACUUCCAGCCUUGGCUAAGAGGGAAAGAGGAGUUGCUGUUGACAGUCGUUAAUGAGGAUCUGGGUUGGCGUUCCCCAGGGUUUGUGGUCUCCAGAGCCUCCUCCCUGUCGGACACCAGCAGCUGUAACAGCAGCGAUGUCUCCCCCAGCAGCAGCUCCCCCAGCCUGCACAGCCGGAGCAGCUCUCCUCUGCCCGGGGAGCGUCCAGGCCCAAAAGACCCUCCGUUGCACACACCCACCAAGACACAGCCACAGACCGUCAGGGACCCCAGCAGUGAGGAGCAUCUCCUCCCCGCCUCUCCCAGUGAAAGAGAGAUAGCCGUGCCUGAGGUGAAUUGCACUCUGUUUUUACUGGCUGGCUACGUCAAGUACGGACGCCCCUACGCCUGGAUACGCUCUAAUCACGAGCGCCUGGUCAACAUCGGAGGCACCGAUUCGAUGGUUAAGGACACGCCCAUGAAACUCAAGUCCAUCGCAGACUGGCAGACAGGAGGGAUCCGCGUGUGGGACAUCAUCAGUGAGCUGGUGUGUCUGUGCACCGUUCCGUCUCCCUCCAACCCCUUCGCCCUGGACAUGCGUUACAUCAAAAGUCUUCCCCUCCCUGACCGCUUCCUCGUCACAGGCGCUCUCCUCAACUUCCUGGAGAUGUAUGUGGUUUACAGAAACCGGGAUGAGUUGCACUAUGACAAAGUGGUCGAGGAGGUAAAGCCUCUGAGGCGUCUUCACGUCCAGUCCCUGCUGGAGUUACAGCGACACAGGGAGAGCUCGGGGUUGGCCGGUAGUCCCACAGUGCAGGACUCUUCUGGAGAGGAGUGACUUGAAUGGUUUGCAUUUGAUCCACUUUCACGGACUUCUUGUAAAAAAAAAAAAGAAAAUAGGUUUAAAUGUGUGAAAUGUCAUUAGAAUGACUGUAUUCAAAAAUUCUUUGUCUUGCUGCUUUCAUAUUGUAUACAGUACACACUGUACAAACCUAUUUCUUUUAAGGCUACACAGUAUAUUUACUAUAGUUGAACAGUGGUCACAUUUUGAAAAUGUGAAAACACUGGAGAAAUAACCCUGGGAAAUGACUCACAGGACUGAGAGUAAACAUCCCAGGACCUCUCUGAAUGUUCUUCCCUGCCACCCCCAAACUCUUUAAUCCUGCUCUCCCACAAACACUCUUCAGGCCAAAUAUAACAUUUUGACAAGUUGAGCGAAACAGAAUAAUUUAUCAGGGUCAAAGCUACAGAAGUUAAAGCUGGUUAAAUAUGUCUUCUUGAAAAUUAGAGCAGAAUGAAAAAGCGUGUAGACAAACAAGUGUUGUAUAAAAGGUUUUAAUAAUUUCAUAAAAUACAUAAAUAUGUACAAUAAAAUAAAGCAGGCACUUUAACCCCUUUUCUGAGAUUGGGGCUGCGCCGUUUGUAAUUACAAUA
Molecule: messenger RNA, 2358 nt
Organism: Perca flavescens (yellow perch)
Lineage: Eukaryota; Metazoa; Chordata; Actinopteri; Perciformes; Percidae
Exons: 8
Coding region: 851-1762 (303 amino acids)
Source: RefSeq, a predicted model, not a curated record